This is a messenger RNA of Mollisia scopiformis, 1596 nucleotides long. Its product is annotated as cytochrome protein. NCBI's taxonomy places the organism in Eukaryota, Fungi, Ascomycota, Leotiomycetes, Helotiales, Mollisiaceae. The record is from RefSeq and is a predicted model, not a curated record. The transcript is spliced from 4 exons. The coding region runs from base 1 to 1596 and encodes 531 amino acids. Gene Ontology annotation, molecular function: oxidoreductase activity, acting on paired donors, with incorporation or reduction of molecular oxygen; monooxygenase activity; iron ion binding.
AUGGGCAUGCUAGCUAACCCACCGUUACUCACGUGCUUCGUUGUUUCAACCGACCUUGUUCUUUUCUCGCUCGUUUCUCGUAAACUUCGUACCGUAACCCCACAUCAAGAUCGGCACUUCGAAGUCUCGACUUUCAAUCUUUCACAUCCGAUCUUGUUCGUAUUCGGUCCCGGAGAUGCAGAAACGCGAGGGAAGAUCAGUGUUGACACCAAUGGCAUGUCCUUAUACCGCAGGCCAGCCCCACUGCUGGUGGCGGGAAUGGAUCUUAUCGCCUUCCCAAUCCUUCGAAGUCUGUCCAUAGUUGGCGGUCAAUUGGACUUUGUGAUGAAGGACCUACACGACAAGUAUGGCGAUGUAGUUCGUUUCAAUCCUGACGAUCUCUCUUUCAUCAGCGCCCAGGCAUGGAAAGACAUUUACGGCUUCGGACAUGCAGAGCUCCCCAAAUAUUUUCCAAGUUUCAGCGGUUUCAAUGGCCAGAACAUUAUAUCCGCGAAAGGAUCAGAUCAUUUCCGGUUUCGACGAGCAAUGCUUCCAGCUUUCACGGACAAAUCACUGGCACAGCAAGAACCAAUCAUUGCCAGUUAUGUUGAUUUGCUCAUGACGAGAUUGCGAGAAGUGGCAGACUCAGAGAAGCCCACAAACAUCAUUCGAUGGUAUAACUACACGACGUUCGACCUAAUUGGUGAUCUUGCCUACGGAGAGUCUUUCAAAGGACUUGAGGAAGGAAAGUCAAAUGGCUGGCUAGACAACAUCAGCAAUAUGCUCAAGCUCAUGCCGAUUCUGGCAUUGAUGACUGUCUCUCCCACGAUUGCACAUUUGGACAACGCUGCGAGUCUUGCCAUGAAGCGUAUCAAUCGUACAGACCAAAGGGACAGAGGAGAUUUUAUGGAUGCCAUGAUGCGAGCCAAGGGACAGAAGCAUGAGCUGACAGAUGCGGAAUUGAUCCACAAUGCCGACCUUCUCAUCACAGCUGGCUCAGAAACAACAGCGACACUUCUCAGUGGAGUCACUUACUGGCUAUUACGCACGCCUGAAACUUUGGAGAGAGUCACCAAAGAGGUACGAGCAGCAUUCGACAAGGAGGAAGAUAUCACAUUCAAAGAAGCGAGCACAAGAUUACCAUACAUGCUAGCAUGUCUCCACGAAGGCCUUCGUAUCUUUCCACCUAUCCCAUUGGUCAUGCUUCGACAGACAAACCCAGGACUACCGACCCCCAUCGCAGGCUACUCCACAAAAGUAGGCGUCCACCAAUACGCUACUUUCCACAGCUCAACCAACUUCGCGUACCCCUCCGAGUUCCGUCCAGAACGCUGGCUCCCUGAAGCAGAAACUGAUUCCUCGUCCCCAUUCUUCAACGAUAAUCGCGAAUGCCAUAAGCCAUUUAGUUUCGGACCAAGAGACUGUAUUGGCAGAAAUCUGGCUUAUCAUGAGAUGAGGAUUAUUCUUGCGCGGAUACUAUGGAAUUUUGAUCUGGAGAUGGGAGAAGGGAUGCUGGGGUGGGAAAGGCAGAAGAUCUUCGGGAUUUGGGAGAAGCCACCUCUGAUGGUUAAGGUGAGGAGAAGAGCAGACAAAGUGAAGGAGGAAGUGAAGAGUUGA